CCGGAAGUUGCGUCCCAUCUCCCAUCUUCCUUUCCGGUCUCUUCGUCUGGGGAAAGAAGGUCAAGAGAACGCGAAGGUUUAGGGUUUGGCGGCCGUUUCUCCCGCUCUCUGAGUCUUUCGCAGAGCUUGCAGCAGCACCAUGUUGGGCCAGAGCAUCCGGAGGUUCACAACCUCUGUGGUGCGUCGGAGCCACUACGAGGAGGGCCCCGGAAAGAAUUUGCCAUUUUCCGUGGAAAAUAAGUGGCGGUUACUGGUUAUGAUGUCUGUGUACUUUGGAUCUGGAUUUGCAGCACCUUUCCUUAUAGUGAGACACCAACUGCUUAAGAAAUAAGGAUGUUUUAACAUCCCUUUUCACAGAUGUGAAGAAUUUCUCAAGAGGUGUAAUAUCUUUGGAAACUGAUCAAACUCUUGAAUUCACAUGGCAUACUAAAGAUGUUUGUAAAUAAACCGAUGACAUGGA
This is a messenger RNA of Fukomys damarensis (Damara mole-rat), 460 nucleotides long. RefSeq names its product cytochrome c oxidase subunit 7C, mitochondrial. The record is from RefSeq and is a predicted model, not a curated record. The transcript is spliced from 3 exons. Gene Ontology annotation, biological process: mitochondrial electron transport, cytochrome c to oxygen. Bases 140 to 331 code for a protein of 63 amino acids. Lineage: Eukaryota; Metazoa; Chordata; Mammalia; Rodentia; Bathyergidae.